CAAAGCUGGGCAGGAAGUGCAUCUUGUGCCUGAAGCUAGUUGGAACAUGAACGGGAGAAGCUCGUUUUCACACAUCUUCUGGGAUAACAAACUAAGCUUUUGACGAAAAAGGGGGGAAAAAACCCAACAAAGCAUCCUGGGACAUGGACAGUAGGAGAGGACGAGCGUGGGGGAAGCUUGUCAAAGUGGACUCCAGUGAAACUGUUCUGCUGUUCAACAGUGAAUGCACGGUUGGCAGAAAAAAAGGAUGUCAUCUUUCUUUUCCAGCGAAUAAACUUGUCUCAGGGGAGCACUGCAAGAUUGUGAAAGAUGAAAGCUCAGGGCUGGUGUGGCUUGAAGACAUGAGCACUAAUGGCACAGUGAUCAACAUGUCCAAACUGGUCAAGAAACAAACUCACAUGCUGCAGAAUGGCGACGUCAUCUACUUUGUGUACAGGAAAAGUGAACCUGAACAAAACAUCGCCUAUGUUUACCACUCCAUCAAAAUGGAUCAAACAGCUUCACCACACAAUUAUGGUUCAGAGAUGGCCCUCUCUGUAGAGCCUGUAAUGCUCUCAAAGGCUCCUCGGGAUGCAACUCGGGAGGAACCUCAACCCUCUACCUCUGCUUCACACUUCUGUAUUGAGACUGCUUACUCUUCUGGUGCCAUGGCAACCACAGGCUCUCCUGUGACUGGUGGGUUCUCUACUCACGCACUUUUAAAAGGCCAAGCUAACAAUCCAACCACUACACAGGAGGAAGAAACAGAAAACCUGGAGCCAAAAAGCAAGAGGAGGAAAACCGAUGAUGAUAAAUCUUAUGAAUUAGGUGUGCCAUGCACCUCAAGGCCAGAAGUGGUUAGUUCCUCAAAACCACCAGUAGAAGGGACUAAGACAGAUAAGAUGGAGGAAAGCUUGACAUGUGUUAUCUGCCAGGACCUGCUACAUGACUGUGUCAGUUUGCAGCCUUGCAUGCAUGUCUUCUGUGCUGCCUGCUAUUCCGGCUGGAUGGAACGCUCUUCCCUUUGCCCCACCUGCCGCUGCCCUGUGGAGAGGAUUCAUAAAAACCACAUUCUCAACAACCUGGUAGAGGCCUACCUCAUCCAGCAUCCAGAAAAGUGUCGCAGUGAGGACGACCUGAAAAGCAUGGACAGCCGUAACAAGAUAACUCAGGACAUGUUGCAGCCAAAAGUUGAGCGCUCUUUCUCUGAUGAAGAGGGCAGUUCAGAUUACCUCUUUGAGCUCUCUGAUAAUGACAGUGACUCCUCAGAUAUCAGUCAGCCUCUGGUGAUGUGCAGACAGUGUCCUGGCUACAGGAGUGAUGUGAACCAGCUCCUCUUUGCUUCAAGUUCAAGCUACUGGUUCCCCGGUCUGCCAAGUCUACAGCCUAUGCCUCCACCUCCCAACCCAGUUAGUGAGGAGGCGGCUGCAAAGGCCUCAGCAGAGAUACCCUCAACAUCCUCGGAUAAUAAUAAUGAGUCUCCUCAGGAGUACCGCUGCCCCCCUCAGGGCUGCCAUCUCAUAUGCACCUGCUGCCUCCAGCCAAUGCCAGACAGACGGGCCGAGCUCAGCAACCAGCAGGUUAUUGCUCAACAAUGUGUGCUGUGCCAACGACCUUUCUGUCAUAUGUACUGGGGUUGCCAGAGGAUCGGUUGUCAGGGCUGUCUGGCUCGAUUCAGUGACCUCAACCUGACUGACAAAUGCCUGGAUGGUGUGCUAAACAACAAUAACUAUGAAUCAGAGGUCCUCCGGAACUACUUAUCCUCCAGGGGGCAGUCUUGGAAAAAUCUGCUGAAGGACUCUUUGCAGGGUUUAGAGCAAGGAAACUACCUUCUGACAGAUUGUCGUAUCUCUGCAAACGCCAUCCUGUGUUUCUGCUGUGGCCUGCGAGCCUUCAAGGAGCUGGCCUACAAAUACAGACAGAACAUCCCUUCAUCUGAAUUGCCAGCUACUGUAACGUCUCGUCCAGACUGUUACUGGGGACGUAACUGCCGCACGCAGGUGAAGGCGCAUCAUGCAGCGAAAUUCAACCACAUCUGUGAGCAGACGCGUUUCAAGAGCUGAAGCAGCAGCGUGGCUCGUCUUCCCUCAGUCGUGUCAAAUUGACAUAACUGAACAUCUCGUACAUUCGAGGAGGCACAAUCACUUUUUGCAUCCAUUGUUGCUAACCGCCUUAUGCAAUAAUCCCAGUCAGAUAUUACAAUCAAGUCUCUAUGUACAGCAGUGGCAAGGGUGUCUCUUCAGUAACACUAUGCACAUUCAUAUAGAAUUAAUUGCAGAGUUUAGAAAUGUGUGACGCUGCUUCUCGGAGUGAAGACCUUAAUAGAUAAUUUACACAAUGAUGCCAUUUAAAUUCUCAUCUGUUGUUCUUACAUUAUCUGCCAUAAGCGGGUAAUCAACUAUUAUUUGCCUGAGCAGUUCAUUUAUUUGUAAGGUGAAGUAAUUAAGUUCUCCCUAAUAAAUCUGUUCUCCAGCAUGUGCAACAAAAAAUAAUGCGAAUAAGGCAAUCUGUAUGGAUUAGAGCCAUACAUGCUUACAAGCGCUUUCUAUGUACCCCCUUAGCCUGGGUAAGUUGAGGCUUAAUAGCCCUUAUGUGUAUUGACGUUCAUUAGCUCUCUUACUCGGUGUAGAAUCCAGAGCUUCCUACAACAUGAUACUGAUGAAAAUAUGUUGAUGUCAUUAGGGGAAACAGAAUAAUGAUUAAUAGUGUUAAGUAACAGAAAUUGUAUCAUGUUUAUUGGGCCAAGAGAACCAAAACUGCUGAAUUUAAACAAUAUUAUCAAAUGUAAAUGCCCAACCUCCAAGGGUCUUUUUCACAAGGGCAUUAGUCUGUUCCCAGGCAAAGGCGAAAAGCCAUGUAUAAGCAGCUCUCACAUAAUGGUGUAGAUUUGUAAUCCCAUGUGAUAGCUGUGUAGGACUUUGUCUGUGGGUAGGGGAUCAAUGAGUUGUAACACCGUCAGAGGGCCUGGAGGCCUCUGUUGUGUGCUUUUGCUCUGGAUAAUCAUCUCCAAAGUGAUUAAAGUAUAGUAGGAGGAACGCCUGGCGAGAGAUGCGUGGGAAGGGCUAAUCUGUGAUGAAAUGCACGGUUGCGUAGAACAGAGGGAAAAUAGCACUCCAAGCAGCUAGUAAUAGUUAAAUGUUUUAGUGGCAUGGAGGUUUGAUAUACUGCUCUUGCAGCAUGUAGUUACUGAACAGUUGUGCCAAUACAAACACAACAGUGCAUUCUGUUGUAAAGUUGUCAUUUGCAGUGAUUGCAGCUACGUGUUAUUAAGGCUUACCUUAGUUGACUUUGUUGGAUUUUGUCCAGUUUUUCUCUGGUUCUUUCCUCAGGUACAGAAAGCUGCUGGUUUUUGUUUUAUUUGCAGUAUAACCAUGUUUGGUGGUUCAAAAUUCUGUUAAGUCCUAUUGAAUCCAGUGACCAUUUGUUCAUCAUCACCCAAGUGUCAGAAACGCAUGCAAACAUGCACAGAGAACUUUUGAUGUCUAUUGUAAAGGUUGACAAAACAGCCUCUUAUGGCCUUAUUUAGUGUGGCCAGAUUUAAGCGUCCACACUCAUGGGGGCCUUAUAUAUUUAAAUACAAGGAUGAAGGAGUAGUCUUUUAGUUGACUUUUACCUAGGGUCACUGUAGAAAGUGCUGGAGGAUGAUGUAGAAACUGUUAAAGCAGGUGUUAGCUGUCAUCCAGUACAUUUUGUGUGAAUUCACUGGUGGUAUUGUUUUUCUACAUUUAUGUAGUAUUUUAGUUGACUUGAAGAGAGAGGGGAAAAAAAAAACAUACUGAGUCUAAAAAAUCUUAGUGUUUAUUUUUUACCGCUAAGAAUCUUUGCACAUAUUGUCGGCUAAUUUUUAUUUUGCUGGAUUAUAUCGAGCAUCAUGGGAAAACUGUCUGUAUCCAGUGUAUGGGAUAUAAGUAAGGCUCAAACUCUGAUUAGUAAUCAUAAAAACUUCCAUUCCACACUGAGAUGUGAAGGAGAAAUGCAGUAGCCAAGAAAAAAAAAAUCUCCUUGAUAAUUUGAAUCAGUUGUUCAUGUAUGGUUAAUUAAGAUUAACAUUUUCUGUGGUUAACGUGGAUGAAAUGUGUCGUUUGGGAAUGUAGCUCAUCAGGUUUUCAUUAGCGUACUGGUAGAAAAAUUGAAUUGUGAAUGGGGCGUUUUCCUGGCCUCUGCCUGAGCUCCUGAUUUGAAUUUGUUACAUUAGGUGUUUCUUGUCCUUUCUUUUACCCCCUCAGUUAUGGUGUGUCUACGUUAGCAUUCCUCAGCAGCUCAGGCCCUCAGCACAAGCCCGGUCGAUCCCCCGACAGAGUGGCUGAGUUUUAAUUAUUCCCUACAGGAGAUCUGGGCACCCUAAGCCAACAACAGUCCCAAGCCGCUCCAAUCAGGAAUUAGUAUUAGAGGACUUUGGAGAAGUGCUUUGCAUUCUCCCGACAGAGUGGUGUGUGUUUGGGGGGGGGGGAAUGAUUGUUAUGUUGUAUACUAAGGCAAAUAUUUACUCACUUUAUGUGCAAAACGUCUGGACCAAGCUGCUCAGCAGUAUGGAAGAGGCAGGUUUCAUUCUACCUCAUCACAGCUCCCAGGAAUGUGGGAACAAACAGGCAUCUGUCACAGUAACAUCAGCUAAGAGCUGGGCAUGCAUCUGUCGGUGUGAGAGAUGAAUGGAUUUUCGGAUGCCUAAAAACUAUUUGCAAUGCACUAUUUGAACAAUUAGUCUGGACUAUAAUCAACUGCUAGUGGGAGCAGCACUAGGCACAUGCAGAAAAUGUUUGGUUUUCAUUAUGAGAAGUCUCUUUACACUAUGUUGUAUUCUACAAUUGUCUUUGAAAAAUACGUAUGGAUCUGAUUUUGCUGUUAAUCUUACCAUUAAAAAAUGAUAGCUGAAAGUAAAAACUGGCUUGCUUUUGUUAACUUAAGUUACUAUGGAGUUU
Messenger RNA from Pelmatolapia mariae (spotted tilapia), 4898 nucleotides. It is a transcript of the gene chfr, whose product is annotated as checkpoint with forkhead and ring finger domains, E3 ubiquitin protein ligase. Gene Ontology annotation, biological process: ubiquitin-dependent protein catabolic process; mitotic cell cycle checkpoint signaling; protein ubiquitination. The record is from RefSeq and is a predicted model, not a curated record. Gene Ontology annotation, molecular function: protein binding; ubiquitin-protein transferase activity. NCBI's taxonomy places the organism in Eukaryota, Metazoa, Chordata, Actinopteri, Cichliformes, Cichlidae. Gene Ontology annotation, cellular component: nucleus. The transcript is spliced from 18 exons. The coding region runs from base 144 to 2042 and encodes 632 amino acids.